Molecule: messenger RNA, 1131 nt
Organism: Meyerozyma guilliermondii ATCC 6260
Lineage: Eukaryota; Fungi; Ascomycota; Pichiomycetes; Serinales; Debaryomycetaceae
Gene: STE3
Product: Ste3p
Exons: 1
Coding region: 1-1131 (376 amino acids)
Biological process (GO): G protein-coupled receptor signaling pathway
Cellular component (GO): membrane
Molecular function (GO): mating-type factor pheromone receptor activity
Source: RefSeq, a predicted model, not a curated record
AUGGAUCCAUACGGAAUAGCAAUAGCGGUGUGUUCUGCUAUUUCACUUGUGAUUUUGAUUCCACCUCUUAUUUUUCAUAUUCGCAAACGAAACAUUCCUACAAUAUGCUUACUCACAUUUCUCUUACUAGAGGCAUUCAACUCGGUGGUUUGUGCAUGUAUCUGGAGUGAUGAAAACUUUUACAAAAAAUGGGAUGGAAAAGGUUACUGCGAUGUCUUUCAAAAAAUAAAAGCGGGUUCUUCUAGUGGUAAAGUUGCGGCAGUCGCAGCUCUCUCAUUAGAUCUUUAUAUGAUCUUACAAGCGAAGAACCACAAAUAUUUGGCUAAAGGGUCCAGAGUAAAACUUAUUACUGAGCUUUCAAUCUGUCUCAUCACACCCAUCUUCUGUAUGGCGACAAACUACAUUGUUCAGACUUCCCGGUUUGUAAUAGUUAGGUACGUUGGCUGCUAUGGAUUUUACAGUGGUUCGGUCCUCACCAUCUUUUUGGUGUCAAUAUGGAACUUGCUUUGGGCAGUGGUGGCAGUGGUGCUUGUGCUUCUUACCGGAAUAACUUAUUAUAGGCGGCGGAAGGAUGUAAAGGAUCUUCUUCAUUGCACAAACUCUGGACUUAGCGUGCGCCGGUUCACAAGAAUUUUGGUAUUUAUUGCCCUGGUAAUCACCAUAUUGGUUCCCAUGGUGAUUUACACCUUUGUCCGCGAUGCUGAGUUUUAUCAUGGUCCAUACAACUGGAAAUUUACCCAUGAAUACUUCAAUUACCCCAUUCAAUUUUAUGCUGCGGCACCUGACGUCACAGUUAGCAUUUGGCUCAACUUUGCAAUCUGCGUAAUUUCAUUCUUGCUUUUUGGACUUGGACAAGAUGCAAUUCAAAUGUACAAAUCGUUCAUUCCUCAGAAAGUUCGGGAUCACUUCAAUUCUCAUGAAAUCAAGGAGCAGGUUCUCCAGGUCGGAUAUUCUGAACAAUGGGAAGGUGCCAAUACCGGCACUUCCUAUGGCACAACUAUAGGCAACAGCGAGAUCUUGAUGAAAGAUGGAUUUUAUGAGGAUCAAAUUGAGCUUGAAUCGGUUCAUUCUCUCUCGAAUUUGAGCAAAGACCUCGAAUCCAUACUCCGAGAUGUGGAAAACGAUAAAUAA